AUGGUCACUAGCAAGGGUGCGCAAAGCAAGGGUCGCGCUCAGGAGACGGCACAGAGUAAUACCCUCUUCCACCAAGCUGAUGUCGAUUCCAGCUCCUCUGACGACGACAUACCAGCCGAACCCAUCCCGAAUCACAAACGAAGCCGGACCAUCCUGUUCACCGGUCCAACUCUUCGACCCACCAAGAGGCUGCGGAACUCGCGUGAAUACAUCCCUCUCUCCAAGAGGCUGAAGAGACCCCAAGUCCAAGAGCAAUCUGUCGAGGCCAAGGAAAUCCAGCAAGAUGACGAUAUCGACGAAGACGAAGACACACUUUUGCACAAGCGGAUUUUCGACGUGAUGAAUGCGUUUACGCAAUCACACGACCCUCCUCUUCCUCCCACCGAAUCCCAACCCAAGCCACAACCUUCAGCAGCUCCCGUGAAGCGUGGCAGAGGAAGACCUAGAAAACAUUCGCUGCCGGCGAUUGCACAGCACCAGCCAGCUUCCGGGAAACAACUAUCGGAGCGGGCAUUGGGACAAAUAGAGGCUCUAGCCCAAGAGACAUUGGAACCAGUCGAGGCAACCCAGGAAAGAGAUAAAAUGCGAGAUUCUGUGGAAGACGUGUACCAUACUGCGUACGAGGCAGUGCAACCAGCAGGAGACCAAGAGUCCCAGCUGCUGAAAGAUCUUGACGACAAUGUCAACAAUGAGAGGCAGCAAGAGGAGAUAAUUGUACAAGAGGAGGAGGUCAAACAAGAGGAGGAUGUCGAACAUAAGGUGUAUGCCGAACAGAAGGAGGAUGUCGAACAAGAGGAGGACACCGAAGAUGAGUUAGACUCCGAUUCUGAUGAAGAGCUUCCAUCGCUCUCUAAUUGGACGAAGCGGACGGAGAAACAAGCACCUUCUUCAGGCCAGCCAGAACUGCGUCCGGAGCAUGCGCGGCCAUCACCAGUUCUCGGUAGCGACCCCGCAGACGAGUUCGUGAAUGGGGACGAUGAUCUGUACGAAGUACAAACAGACACAGAGGAUGAGGCAAACAAUCAACCCCAUCGUGCCCCAUCAAAUCGACUUGACUCUCCACCCGAAGACUUGCUGUUUUUCCGAGCUCCAGGAAGUGUCGACGACUCAUACCAGGUUGAUAUACCUAGCAAUACUAUCAUGCCGCUGCCAAAUAUCAUGGGAAACCCUGGCUGGACGGGCCUCGGCAAAGAUUGGGCCGAGACCAUCGUACAGCCAUACCAAGACGAGACCCGAAAAUCAAUAACUACGCACGUGGUCAAGCACUUGUGCAAAAAACUCGACGAGAUCAAGGUCCUCCUUGAUCAAGCUCCCGGAGGAACGUCCCUUCCCAAGCAAAACACAUACCUACGAGGCGUACAGGAAGGGAUGAUCAAAAGCUUAAAGGCAAUUCAGGACAUUGUCUACAUGUGUGAGCAACAUCUGACCCCCAAUGGGGUGAUUGAGCCACGCUACCGCCAAUCACUGAGGCAAGACCUGUUUUUAUAUGGAAUUCCCAUGUUGGUUUUGGUUUUGUCGAGCGCGUACCAUCUUGGUAAAGUGAAUGGCGGAUAUAUUUUCGACUUUCCCCGAUCUGCUGUAUUCACUAGAAGCAGGGUGCAGUAUCUCGAUUUCAUUACCGGUUGGAUCAAGCGUCUAGGGACGAAGCUGGUACCCAAGGUUUCAGACGACGAGGACGAGCAUUUAGGCUACGUGGGAAGGUUCCAAACCAAGGUGCUGGAAAGGAAGAUCAUAGGAAACAGGCAGCAUUUCAUGAAGGUCCUCGGUUCCUGGGAGGAAACACUACGAGAAACCCUAAGCGACAUAGACGAUGCAGCAACACAACAAGCUGAAGACAUCGCCAGGAAAAUCGCCCGGGACAAAGCAAUCAAGAGGGAACGUCAGGCAGCCCAAGAAGCUGAGCGCGCCAAGAAGGAGGCUCAAUACAGAGCAUUCGUCUUAUCUACACAACGCCCCGGCUCGCAGCUGCAAUCUAGGGUACAACAGGGGCAAAGUGUAACACCCAGGUCUACGGCAAUACCGCGCUCUUCGGGGGUAGUACCAACAAUAGAACUGGCACCCGCACGUCACCACCAGCAGCAGCCUCUAGACAACCCCUACAAGCUUUGGUAUCCCAGAUGGUCGGAAGAGAAGAGGAGGUGGCUUUUGAAAGAGCUAAGGAGGGUUGGCCCUAGCGUCUCUGAUAUGGAGUACGAGGACUGGGCUGAUUGCCUGCGGAAGCCGAUAGAGGAAGUACGGCAUGAGGUGAAAAUACAUAGGGCGGCUGCGUUGGUAGUUGCCUCGAGGAGGGGAAAACAAGUCGAGUGGUGGGCGAGGGGUGUUGAUGAGUGA
Sordaria macrospora k-hell is the source of this 2331-nucleotide messenger RNA. RefSeq lists its product as uncharacterized. Gene Ontology annotation, biological process: regulation of DNA-templated transcription. Lineage: Eukaryota; Fungi; Ascomycota; Sordariomycetes; Sordariales; Sordariaceae. The record is from RefSeq and is a predicted model, not a curated record.